UGUGUGUGUGCACAGACAGAGCCUCCUCUCAACACUCCAGAGAACAGAGAGUAUCUGGCAGAGAUCAUGUUCGAGACCUUCAACAUACCUGGACUCUACAUCGCAGUACAGGCCGUCUUGGCGUUGGCGGCGUCCUGGACGUCUCGACAGGUCGGACAGAGAACUCUGACCGGCAUCGUCAUCGACAGCGGAGACGGCGUCACACACGCCAUCCCUGUGGCUGAGGGCUACGUGAUUGGCAGCUGUAUAAAGCACAUCCCCAUCGCGGGGCGGGACAUCACCUUCUUCAUCCAACAGCUGCUCAGAGACAGAGAGGUGGGGAUUCCUCCAGAGCAGUCACUGGAGACUGCCAAGGCUGUCAAGGUACCUCCUUCUUCU
Molecule: messenger RNA, 378 nt
Organism: Larimichthys crocea (large yellow croaker)
Lineage: Eukaryota; Metazoa; Chordata; Actinopteri; Sciaenidae
Product: actin-related protein 3C
Exons: 3
Source: RefSeq, a predicted model, not a curated record